AUGGAGCUCAGCGUCCUCCUCCUCCUGGCCGUCCUCGCGGGGCUCUUGCUGCUGAUGGCCAGGGGUCAACCAAAAGCUCGUGGACGUCUCCCUCCGGGCCCCCACCCCCUGCCCUUCUUGGGGAACCUUUUGCAGAUGGACAGGAAAGGUCUGCUCAAAUCCUUCCUGAAGAUCCGAGACCAGUACGGCGAUGUGUUCACUGUAUAUCUGGGACCAAGGCCUGUGGUCAUGCUCUGUGGGACAAAAGCCAUCCGGGAAGCUUUGGUGGAAAAUGCUGAUGAAUUCUCUGGCAGAGGGACAAUUGCUGUGGUAGAGCCAAUCUUCCAAGGAUAUGGUGUUGUCUUUGCCAAUGGGGAACGUUGGAAGUUCCUUCGGAGAUUCUCUCUGGUCACCUUGAGGGACUUUGGGAUGGGAAAACGGAGUGUGGAGGAGAGAAUCCAGGAGGAGGCUCAGUGUAUGGUGGAGGAGCUGCGGAAUACCAAGGGAGCCCUCCAUGAUCCCACCUUCUUAUUCCACUCCAUCACUGCCAACAUCAUCUGCUCCAUCGUCUUUGGGGAACGUUUCUCCUACCAAGACCCCCAGUUCCUGCGCCUGCUGAACUUGUUCUUCCAAAGCUUCGCCCUCAUCAGCUCCUUCUUCAGCCAGGUGUUUGAGCUCUUCUCUGGCAUCUUGAAGUACUUCCCUGGCUCACACAGGGAGAUCUAUAGAAACCUGCAGGAAAUCAACGACUUCAUUGGUCGAAGUGUGGAGAAGCACCGCGAGACUCUGGACUGCUCUGCUCCCCGCGACUUCAUCGAUACCUACCUGAUCCGCAUGGACAAAGAGAAGUCUGACCCCAAUACUGAAUUCCAUCACAAGAACCUCAUUAUCACUACACUCUCGCUCUUCUUUGCUGGCACGGAGACCACCAGCACCACUCUCCGCUAUGGAUUCCUGCUCAUGCUCAAAUACCCACACAUCAGAGAGAGAGUUCAGAAGGAGAUUGAUCAAGUGAUUGGCUCAGACCGUGCUCCCACCCUCAAUGACCGAGUCAGCAUGCCAUAUACUGAUGCUGUCAUCCAUGAGAUUCAGAGAUUCGCGGACCUCCUCCCCAUCGGAAUCCCGCACAUUGUAACCAAAGAUACACACUUCCGAGGGUACAUCAUCCCGAAGGGUACAGAAGUAUAUCCCAUCCUGAACUCUGCUCUCAAUGACCCGCAAUACUUCAAGAAACCAGAAACUUUCAACCCUGACCAUUUUUUGGAUGCCAAUGGGACUUUGAAGAAGAAUGACGCUUUCAUGCCCUUUUCUAUAGGGAAGCGCAUUUGUCUUGGAGAAGGCAUCGCCCGAGCAGAAUUAUUCCUCUUCUUCACCACCGCCCUACAGAACUUCACUCCUGCUACCAACAUGGCCUCUGAGGACAUCGAUCUCACCCCCAUGGAGUGUGGUGUGGGCAAACUGCCCCCAAUAUACAAGAUCCGUUUCCUGCCCCGCAGAGGAGACUGAGGGAAGGGAGUCCAAAGAGGCUGGGAUUGGGAGUCCUUGCUUCUGCAGAAAGUGGCCCCUGCCUUUCUCCAUGUCUUCCAUCUUCAGAGACCCCACUGCAAGCCAGUAUCUCCCUCCUCCGUGGCUGCCUCCAUGGGGAAUUCCUUCCUCAUGCAGGUUCAUCUUUCAGCUCCUCUGU
This is a messenger RNA of Sorex araneus (European shrew), 1663 nucleotides long. Its product is annotated as cytochrome P450 2B11-like. NCBI's taxonomy places the organism in Eukaryota, Metazoa, Chordata, Mammalia, Eulipotyphla, Soricidae. The record is from RefSeq and is a predicted model, not a curated record. Gene Ontology annotation, cellular component: intracellular membrane-bounded organelle; cytoplasm. Gene Ontology annotation, biological process: xenobiotic metabolic process. Gene Ontology annotation, molecular function: oxidoreductase activity, acting on paired donors, with incorporation or reduction of molecular oxygen, reduced flavin or flavoprotein as one donor, and incorporation of one atom of oxygen; iron ion binding; heme binding. The coding region runs from base 1 to 1485 and encodes 494 amino acids. The transcript is spliced from 9 exons.